AUGAAGAUCCUUUUCAUCCAGACAGGCGGAACAAUCGACAAGGAUUACCCAAGGAGCAAAGGAGGAUAUGCGUUUGAGUUUGGAGAACCAGCAACAAAACGAUUAUUGGAGCGGCUUGGUCCUUCUUUUUCCUACGAAGUGGUGACCGCAUUCCAGAAGGACAGUCUGGAAGUCACUGAUGCUGACAGAGAAAUUUUGGCAAGUCUGAUUGAAGAGCAUUCGGAAGAAAGAAUCAUCAUCACACAUGGAACCGACACAAUGAUUGAAACCGCGAAGUUCUUGGCAUCCCGGGAAUCCUUGGCAGGCACGAGACGCAUUGUAUUGACUGGUUCCAUGCGGCCGGAAAGAUUCAGUAACACAGAUGCACCAUUGAAUGUUGGUUCUGCUAUGGCUGCCGUCCAAAUCCUUCCCAAGACUGGUGUAUAUGUUACAAUGCAUGGAGUUGUUCGAGAAGCACAUGAGGCAAAGAGAGAUGAUUCUGGGCAGUUCAUAUAG
Molecule: messenger RNA, 495 nt
Organism: Cylindrotheca closterium
Lineage: Eukaryota; Bacillariophyta; Bacillariophyceae; Bacillariales; Bacillariaceae
Source: the annotation of a GenBank genome assembly